Molecule: messenger RNA, 2031 nt
Organism: Vavraia culicis subsp. floridensis
Lineage: Eukaryota; Fungi; Microsporidia; Pleistophoridae
Exons: 1
Coding region: 1-2031 (676 amino acids)
Biological process (GO): ceramide biosynthetic process; sphingosine biosynthetic process
Cellular component (GO): endoplasmic reticulum
Molecular function (GO): pyridoxal phosphate binding; serine C-palmitoyltransferase activity
Source: RefSeq, a predicted model, not a curated record
AUGCUGAUUCACCCACUCCGAAUCAAAACCACACGUUUUGAAAUAUGCUUUAAAACCGACAUUCAAGGUGCUGCCAUGUCUUACACGGAAUUCAUCACCGAAAACUGGCAGGAAAUAAUUCGCAUAUUCUUUGAACUGACCAUAGUCGCGCUUUUCAUCAAAUUCAAACUGUUCCAGCGCAGAUCCAAGACACUCGUUCUUUCUGACCAGGAGGUGCAACGGCUCGUGGACUCAUUUGCGCCGUUGCCGCUCAUAAACACUGAUACUGAUCACAAGGCUAAAUACGACUUCGGCACGAUGACAGAAAUGGCCGACUACGAUGUUUUUCACAUACGCGACCGCUUCAAGGACGAGAUCAAACAAACAAUACGCCACUACGGAGUGGGCACCUGCGGACCGCCAGGUUUUUACGGCACGCUCGAUUUGCAUUUAGAGUUGGAAAAGAAGCUGGCCGAUAUUGUGGGCUUGCCGUCCUCAAUUCUUUACUGCAACAACUUUACGUGCGUGAACUCGGUGAUCACGUGCUUUUGCAGGCGUGGCGACAUCAUUUUUUACCAUCGCCACAGCAACGAGGCGAUUCUACGUGGCCUGUACGCCACCAAGGCAACAACGAUCGAGUUUGAGAUGUGCACACUCGAGGAGAAGCUGAGCAAGUAUGUCAACAAGAAAUACAGGAAUUUUGUGAUUGUUGAGGGGCUGUUCCGCAACACCGGAGAGAUCCUUGAUCUGCCGAAGAUCCUUGAGCUGAAGCGGAGGUAUCCCCUGCGCCUGAUUGUCGAUGAGUCGCUUUCAAUACCUUUGUUGGACAGGCACGGGAUAUCAAAGUUUUAUGGCACGGAUGUCAACGAAAUUGAUGUCGUUAUUGGAUCGUUGGCACAUGCGUUUUGCUCCAAUGGUGCUUUUGUCGCUGGAAACAUGCAUAUAGUGGAUUACCAGCGGCUGCUAGCACCGGCCUACUGUUUCUCUGCGAGUUUGCCGGGAUUUCUUACCAAAUUUGUGUUGCUCGCGCUUGAUCUGCCGUUUCACCGGUUCGAUGCGCGGUGUAUACACGAACAAUUCAGAAGUGAGCGGUACACGAUCGUAAGUGACGAGAGAUCGCCCAUCAUAGUGGUAAGAAUGAACGAAACAGGUAAAAAUGCGCUAAGGAACGCGAUAGACGGGUCUCAGAUUGGCAUAGAUGGAUAUGGAUUUGCUAAAGCAUGCAGGAUGGGGGACAACAGCACAGAUGGGGAGCAGAGCCAUGGCGAGGACGGUACGAUAGAAAGGGGUGAUGCAGGCAAAAGCAACAAGGAGAGACAGGACUUGGACCAGAGACUCGCCGGAAACGGACACAGCGAUGCGAAUGAUGGGCAAAAUGUUCUGAACAUGAUGAACACCGGCAGACUUGCAGAUAAAAGGGGAGAAACAGACGAGUUCAUCAUCGUGCUCGACAACAACGACGAGCAGAGCAGCACAAGUGCGGAGCAGCACGGUUCGUCCAGCGAUCACAGUCCUGCGGCCGUUGAUGAGGCAUGCGAUGAAGGCAAAAUCGAUGCGAAUACGCACGUAUCAACGGGUAAAGACGAUGAAGGCGCACGUCCUGCGGCCGUUGAUGAGGCAUGCGAUGAAGGCAAAAUCGAUGCGAAUACGCACGUAUCAACGGGUAAAGACGAUGAAGGCGCACAUGGCAGCGUGCAGAAGACAAGGCACCCCGCUGCCAAACGCACCCUAACAACGGAACAAAUCAACACGCUUAGCAGUCUCAAACACAGCGCCAAACUAUCGCAAAUUCUCAAAGAAUUCGACCUGAGCAGCACCGAUCUGGACAAAAUACCGACCAAGACAGCAAGGGUAACGUACAGUACGGAAGACCGCUUUAGAAUAGCGAUGCUGCUCACGAUAGAAAAGAAGGUGAAGGAGUUUGCGAGGAACAAGAUAAGAGUUGGUCUUGUGCUCAACCCUGAGGCAGGCAUUCGAAUGUGUGUGAAGAGCGAGCUGGGUGAAAAGGAGAUGGAAAGGAUUGUGAAGUGCAUGAACGCCAUCCUCAAAUGA